Messenger RNA from Phytophthora sojae, 279 nucleotides. RefSeq lists its product as hypothetical. The transcript has 2 exons. Gene Ontology annotation, molecular function: ATP-dependent protein folding chaperone; ATP binding. The record is from RefSeq and is a predicted model, not a curated record. The coding region runs from base 1 to 279 and encodes 92 amino acids. Lineage: Eukaryota; Oomycota; Peronosporomycetes; Peronosporales; Peronosporaceae.
AUGAUGUCGACGCUGUUCGGCGGCAAAGAGCUGUCCAAGUCGAUCAACCCGGACGAGGCCAUGGCCUACGGUGCCGCUUACGCUGGAGAGUUCCACAUUGAGAAGGACCCCUCGGGCAACUACAAGCUUUUCAUUGACAACAACAGCGGCACGUACGCCCCCCCCCCCCCCCAAGGAGGAGCUGCCGCAGCCCAAGGCGCUGCUCGAGACCAACUUCUCCGGAAUUUCGGUCGAGGCCCUGGACCGCAGCAAGAGGUCGCAGUAAAAUCAGUAACCUAA